Exserohilum turcica Et28A is the source of this 1085-nucleotide messenger RNA. RefSeq lists its product as uncharacterized. The transcript has 3 exons. NCBI's taxonomy places the organism in Eukaryota, Fungi, Ascomycota, Dothideomycetes, Pleosporales, Pleosporaceae. The record is from RefSeq and is a predicted model, not a curated record. Bases 42 to 1043 code for a protein of 333 amino acids.
GGGCCAUCUGUCGCCCGGCUAUUCAACCCCCCAGGACAGCCAUGGUCACCCGCAAGGAUUCGCACGCCGGCUCGUGGUACACAGACAACGGCCAGCUUCUCUCACAGCAGCUUGACGGCUGGCUCCAAGCAGUGCCCGACUCGACGACGCCAAUCGGCUCGGCCUCGUCUCAGAAAGGCCAAGUCGCGAUACCAACGCCCAAUGCGCGGGCCAUCAUCGCCCCGCACGCGGGAUACUCGUACUCUGGGCCUGCCGCUGCCUGGGCCUACAAGAGCGCCGAUUGGGCCAAUGCGAAACGCGUCUUUCUGCUGGGCCCCUCGCACCACUACUACCUGACGGGCGCGGCUACAACGGGCUGCGACAAGUACCGCACGCCUCUCGGCGACCUGACGGUAGACACAACGCUGGUCAAGAAGAUUCAGGAAGAAUGGCGCUUGGAGACCAUGUCAAAGAGGACAGACGAGGAUGAGCACAGCUUGGAGAUGCAUCUGCCCUACAUCUACAAGAUGCUGUCACUGAAGAACCCAAGCUUUCAGAACGACCCAACCACAGUCCCUCUAGUCCCCAUCAUGGUUGGAAAUACUGACGCAUCCACCGAAGCUCAUUACGGCUCCUUGAUCGCCCCAUAUCUUGCUGAUCCUGCCAACGUCUUUGUCAUCUCGUCUGAUUUCUGCCACUGGGGCUCGCGCUUUCGCUACACAUACUACCAGCCUGCCGACGGCUCAACAGCCAUGCAGCUGAGAUCAAAUCCACGCGUCCCCAGCGACCACCCAAUACAUGCGAGCAUUGCGGCUGUCGACCAAGAGAGCAUGGAUGCCGUUGAGAGCAGAUCACACAGACAGUUUCUAGACCAGUUGAGGAAGACGGGCAACACGGUGUGUGGUAGACAUCCCAUUGGCGUCUUCAUGGCUGCAGUGGAAAAGGCCGAGGGGCUAGGACAGGACAAGGGCCAAUUCGCUUUCCUACGGUAUGAGCGAAGCAGUCUUGUCGAGGAUAUCAGUGACAGUAGUGUUUCGUACUGCAGUGCUUUUGCAGUGCUAUAGAGUUGACGUCAACUUCCAGCCACACAAGGAUGACGAGCAAAC